Molecule: messenger RNA, 4896 nt
Organism: Physcomitrium patens
Lineage: Eukaryota; Viridiplantae; Streptophyta; Bryopsida; Funariales; Funariaceae
Source: RefSeq, a predicted model, not a curated record
UUCUACUCAGUGUGUCGAGAGAGAGGAGAGGAGGGGUGGGGGGAUUGUGGCGUAGGCGAAUCGGGUCCUGUGUACGAAUCACUCUGUUCCUAUGACGGGAAUGAAAAUCCAAACUGUAAUUCUAGUAUUGUAACGAAAAUGUGGAGUGUUUUCUAAAAACAUCGCAAGCGGGUUUGUCGUUUUGUGAAAGUAAUUGGGAAGAUGAGAUGAUUUCUGGUGGUUUCGUGGCUUUGAUGACGGGGGCACCACGCGCGGUUUGCUUCCGAUUGGCUAUGGCAUCGUCGUCCUUCCCUGUCUUCGUCUUGCGAGCGCUUGCUGCUGCUGCUGCCGCUCGACGCUCCUCCUCUUGCCCAUCGUACGGGCUGCUGCUACUUGCCUCCAUUGCUCCUCUUGGGUAGUCACUACAGGUGCUCUAAUUCUUGCGGCUGCACCGAGCUCUCAUUUGCUAUGUCGGGGCCUAAUUUUCGCCGGAUCAGUGGAGACUAGUGUUGUUCUCUGUGUUGUGGUGGGGACGGGAUUUAGAUUUGGAGUGGUGGUUGGAAGUCACAGGUGCAAGGGGAACCGUGGACUUGAGGGGCUGGGGGUCUUGGAGGAGAGGUGUUGCAUUUAAUUGAAGUGACUGGGAUGCGUUUGGAGUUGGAGGGCGUGACUCGGAUAUGAUUGGGAUUGGAAUUUGGUAGACUGUGGCGGGAUGUGGGAGCCUGGAGGUUGGUUGCGGAGGUUGUCUUGGUGGGUAGCAGACCUUGGAUAGGUGUUCCUGGCUUUUUGAGAUCGUGACAUUAGCUGAAGCGUUUUGGACUGUGCUGUGGUGCGUUGUGCCGUGGCGAGGUUUGGAGCAACGCAGUAUUAGAGAUUGUUUCGUUCUGCAUUAUUGCUCAUGCCGCGGGUUUCUAAGCUGAAAGCUGUGGAUUAUCUCAUGUGUCUAUCGCGCACAUGAAUUAAUACGCACGGUGCAGCUUCUUAGACUUCCUGCCUCUUCACAUUCUUAGGGUUUUCGAAGUCCUUGUGAAUUGUGCUGUAGGGAAUACGCUCUAUUUUAUAGAGCUAUUGGUUCGAAAUUGACGAGGUCUGGUGGCGUGGCUUGAAGUGUCAUUGAAUAUGCCUUGCCCUCGGAGGGUGCAUUUAGAGUUACAUCGAAAUUGCAGCCGUGAGAUUUCGUGAGGAGCGGGAAUCGAAGAUGGGGAGUUGGCUUGAAUAGCAUCUUGUGGACUCUUAGAUUAGACUGAGCUUUCAGUAGGAGAUCUCAUGCGAGGAUGGAUUUGGCAAUGACAAUUUCUUGCGAUAGAGUGAAGCUUUGAUAGUGGUGCAGCCAUCACAGUGAGGAUGGAGGGAGGGUCUGGGCCCUUUGCCCAAGGGUCGGUAGAGCCUCAUGUAUCUUCCGUGGAAAGGGUUAAGCAAGAACCACGAACGGGCUACUGGUCGGAGGAUGAUGUCAAGUGCAAGGUUGCAGUGUCAACAAAUUCAGACUUGGACAAGGAUUUUCUCUGCCCCAUUUGCAUACAGACCAUGAAGGAUGCAUGCCUGACCGCUUGUGGGCACAGCUUUUGUUACGCGUGCAUAACGACGCAUUUGAAUAACAAGAAAAAUUGUCCUUGCUGCGGAUUGUACCUUACGAACAACCAGCUUUUUCCCAACUUUUUACUAAAUAAGUUGUUGGUAAAGGCUUCCGCUUCUCAGCUUUGUAGUAAUGCAUCCCCAGCCGAGCAUUUACGGCUUGCCCUUCAGCAGGAUGUGGAUUUUCCUGUUAUAGAGCUGGAUUCUCUCAUGCACUUGCUGUCAGAGAAGAAACGGAAGGCUGAACAAGAAGAAGCUGAAACUAAUAUGGAGAUUUUAUUAGAGUUUCUGCGUCGGUCUCAGCAGCAGAAGCAAGAAGACCUUUAUCUUAUACAAGGGGAUCUUCAGUUUCUCACGGAAGACAUCAGCACCGUGGAGAAGCAGCGGCAAGAUCUCUUGCGAGCUAAGGACGAGUACCUACUUAAAAUUCGAAUGAUGGGACAAUACACUGGGGCAGAUACCUUAGCCAUAUGUGAAAACAUUGGUAAUGGUGGAGCCACUUCUCAGAACCGAGGUGGUCAGGGUGGUGCAUCAGUUCCAGCUAGUUCGCUUUCAACCAGUCUUCAGAGGGAUCACAGAGGACGAGGUGCUUCUAUUGGGACCCACAAAAAAGCAAUACUGGUAGAAGGUUUGACGUUGAGCAAGUGUCAAACUGAUUCGCAGGGGUUGUUUUCUUCACCAGCGGUCCUGAUAAUGGCAAAGAAACGCCGUGUGAUGGCUCAGUUUGAGGACUUGCAAGAAGCUUAUCUGCAGCGCAGAAGGAAAGUGGCACAGGCUCAACGUCAAAAACAAAAAUUAUCGCACACGGUUGCAGAUAAAGGUGAAAAUGUUGCGUCUGCAGGUUCCGAUCGAUACUGUUCGGGUCUACAUGAUUUCCAGUCUGUGCUUAAUGCAUUUACACGUUACAGUCGUUUGCGUGUGAUUGCAGAGCUGCGUCAUGGAGAUUUAUUCCAUUCCUCUAAUAUUGUUUCGAGCAUUGAGUUUGACAGGGAUGACGAGUUUUUCGCUACAGGUGGUGUUUCAAGGCGGAUAAAGGUCUUUGAGUUUGCAACGGUUGUCAAUGAAUUGGCUGACGUGCAUUGCCCAGUAGUUGAGAUGUCAACGAGGUCGAAGUUAAGUUGCCUAAGUUGGAAUAAGUACAUCAAGUCACAUAUUGCCAGCAGUGAUUAUGAAGGCAUUAUUACUGUCUGGGAUAUUAAUAAACAUCAGAGCAUCAUGGAAUAUGAGGAGCAUGAAAAACGAGCUUGGAGCGUAGAUUUCUCACGGACUGAUCCUACAAUGCUAGUGUCAGGCAGUGAUGACGGCAAGGUGAAGUUAUGGUGUACAAGGCAAGAAUCAAGUGUUCUCAACAUAGAUAUGAAAGCGAAUAUUUGUUGUGUGAAGUAUAACCCUGGUUCUUGCAACUACGUGGCUGUAGGUUCCGCGGAUCAUCAUAUUCAUUAUUUUGAUGUGCGCAAUUCUCAGAUGCCUCUUUAUGUGUUCAAUGGCCAUCGCAAAGCUGUUUCCUAUGUCAAAUUCUUAUCGUCUGACGAGUUGGCAUCUGCAUCAACUGAUAGUACUUUGCGUCUUUGGGAUGUAAAAGAGAACCAUGCGAUAAGAACACUGAAAGGACACGCCAACGAAAAGAAUUUUGUUGGGCUGACUGUUAACAGUGAGUACAUAGCUUGUGGCAGUGAAUCAAAUGAGGUGUUUGUAUAUCAUAAGGCCAUGUCAAAACCAGCAACUUGGCACAGAUUUGGAUCUCAAGAUGAAGAAAGUGACGAUACUUCUCACUUCAUAAGUGCCGUGUGCUGGAAAAGCGAGAGCCCUACGAUGCUUGCGGCCAAUUCGCAAGGCACAAUAAAAGUCCUGGUUCUUGCUCCCUGACUCCUUCACAGCUGCACUUACAAUGCCGUUCGGGCCGUAAGCUGUAUCAUGGUUGCAGGAUGUACCUUUAUUUUACGAGUGACGUUUUAGUUUCUAGUGGUUCGUAUUAUUGACCCUCUAGUUCUUACAUGCGAAGGUCGUAGAGGUUCACCUGUCUCAGAAGGCUACAUUGGAUAUGUCGCAUAACUUGACAGGUUUUUCUGAUCCUCACCUGAAAAGGUUUUUUUCCGCGAUAAAUCUAGCGUGAUGUGAACUACUAUGAUUGAAACUUUUGCAGGGAACUUGUUACCUCUGGUGUUGGGGAAGUCAUUACCCUCCCUUCAAGUAAAUUGCUAAAAUGGAUAAUGCAGCUGGAAGCAGCACAUUUUUUAUUAUUAUUGUAGUCAAUAUAACAACCUGAUGGAUGCAAAGAACUACGUUGCUGCACCGGUGAGUUUUGCUAAAUUGUUCUCAUGCAUCAUACCAGCUAAUGUUGGACAGUAGUUGCUAUUUGGAUACUUUGGAGCAGCAUCUUAGGAAUCCUUUACAUUCACUUCAUUAGGCUGGAGCUCAUACAGAAAUUGGUUGCUUGCUUGUAUAGGAAUUGGGUAUUUUCUUGUAGAUGGAAGGUUCAGAACAAUGGACCUUACACUAAUCAAGAUGCUUUGUGGCCCAUAAUUCUGGUUUAAACAUCGGACUACCGUCCUCCCAAAAAUAAGAUAUUCGGGGAAAAUUUGCUCAAAAUUGCAUGCAUUUGGUGAAAUUCUCAUCUAUGUUUCGUUUAUAUUUGGAGUAUUAUUGUGAAAAGAUCCGCAAAAUGUCUUCGAAACUGCGUAGGACAAAUUUGGAGUUGUCAUGUAAAUAAUAUUAAGAUAUUAUUUUAUGUUUUACUAUUCAAUUUUGUUCAAGUCAUGUCUUGAAAAUAAAGUAAGUUGAAUUGCUGCUAAUCAAUCCCAGUCAAUCGAAGGAGCUAGAAAUUGUGGCCUCUCACCCUCUCUCCCAAGAAUAAAGGCCCCAUAUUCAUUCCUUUGAAUCCUGCCUUCAGAAUUUGGCUACUUGGCUAUCCAUCAUUCCAGUGACGAACAUUUUGAAUCUGCGCAAGUUUUCAUAAGCUGCAGUCUUCUAGCAACAAUUGGUGAUGAUAAAUAUCACUGCAAGGACCACGCCGAGGUGCUUCGGCCAAUUUCAUCAAUUGAACAGGAUUCUUUGCAGAGGUGAGAGAGGGAUGGUCGAUCUGCGCCACGUUGCUCCCUGCCAGUCAAGGAAACCCUAGUCCUGUACAGACUCCUCACAGCUGAGUUUGUUACACCUCACUUGUGAGUAGUCUUGCUCGGAUGCUUAGCAGUGCUAGCCUGAGUUCACUCUUGCCAUUACAGAGCUGCCAAUUCAAAUUCCCAGUCAAGAAAGUUAGGUAUGUGGUGAUUUUUUUUGUAAUAAUUUGGAACUGAAAAAUUGUACGAAGGAAGAUUUUGAAUGAACGGACAGUGAACCAACCGA